Andrographis paniculata is the source of this 4749-nucleotide messenger RNA. Its product is annotated as probable galactinol--sucrose galactosyltransferase 2. Gene Ontology annotation, molecular function: raffinose alpha-galactosidase activity. Bases 384 to 2693 code for a protein of 769 amino acids. Lineage: Eukaryota; Viridiplantae; Streptophyta; Magnoliopsida; Lamiales; Acanthaceae. The record is from RefSeq and is a predicted model, not a curated record. The transcript has 16 exons.
UUAUUAUCGAGCACUUGCUGGAACAUUCUAGCUAGCUCAAUCUCCAUAUCCAUUGGCUUGAAUUUUGUUGUUAAUUUAUUGCGCAUGCUUUACUUACGGAGUUCUGCAUUCUAGAUUGCAAAGGUGUUAUAUUUGCAGAAGACGUUUCUCGAGACAUUUUUGAACUUGUCUAUCGAUCGUUGGUUCCGUGUUUGUAUUAUCGAAAGAGCGUGGUAGCACGUAAAGCUUGUGCUUUGUCUUCGAGUUCAUUGGAGAAGUCGGAGAACUCUGGAGCUUCUACUUUGAUACAUUCAAAUCACCUGCCCCUGCCAGAACUCCAGAAGACAAAAUUGAAGCCUUUGAGAGUAAAUUCUCAAACCUUAAUUUAUCAGGAGCGAGCAAAGAUGACGGUGACACCGAAUAUCUCUCUCAACGACGGGAACCUUACUGUUCAUGGGAAAACUCUACUGAAAGGAGUACCAGAGAAUAUUGUGCUGACCCCAGGAUCGGGUGUGGGGCUUGUUGCAGGUUCCUUCAUUGGUGCUACCGCUUCACAUAGCAAAAGCUUGCAUGUCUUCCCUGUUGGUGUCUUAGAGGACAUUCGCUUCAUGUGCUUAUUCCGUUUCAAGCUCUGGUGGAUGACUCAAAGAAUGGGAACUUGUGGGAAGGACGUUCCGUUGGAGACUCAGUUUAUGCUUGUGGAGAGUAAAGGCGCAAGUGAAGGCCAGCAUGAAGAUAGCCCAACUAUUUAUACCGUUUUCCUGCCUCUUCUUGAGGGGCAGUUCCGAGCAGUUCUUCAAGGCAACGAGAGAAAUGAACUCGAGAUAUGCCUUGAAAGUGGGGAUAAUGCAGUAGAAACUAAUCAGGGGCUCUACCUGGUUUAUGUGCAUGCUGGGACAAAUCCCUUUGAAGUUAUCAACCAGGCAGUGAAAGCCGUUGAAAAACAUUUACAAACAUUUCAGCACCGUGAGAAAAAGAAGAUUCCUGAUUUUCUGGAUUGGUUUGGUUGGUGCACAUGGGAUGCUUUCUACACUGAUGUCACAGCUGAAGGUGUAGAAGAUGGAAUCCGAAGCUUAACCGAGGGAGGUACACCACCACGCUUUUUAAUUAUAGACGAUGGAUGGCAACAAAUUGGUAGUGAAGUGAAGGAAAGUUCAGAUUGUGUAGUUCAAGAAGGAGCUCAAUUUGCAAACAGGCUAACUGGAAUCAAAGAGAAUGAAAAAUUCCAAAAGAGCAAUAAACCCAACGAACAAGAAACAGGACUAAAAUCUGUUGUGAAAAAGGCAAAAGAGCAGCAAAAUGUCAAGUAUGUAUACGUAUGGCACGCGCUAGCAGGCUACUGGGGUGGAGUCCAUCCUGCAGGUCCUGGCAUGGAACAUUACGAAACUUCUUUGGCAUACCCUGUACAGUCUCCCGGCAUUCUGGGGAACCAGCCAGAUAUUGUUAUGGACAGUCUUGCUGUCCACGGCCUCGGUUUGGUACACCCAAGGAAGGUUUUCAACUUCUACAAUGAGCUUCACGCCUAUUUGGCUUCCUGUGGAGUAGACGGGGUCAAAGUCGAUGUGCAGAACAUUAUCGAGACUCUUGGUGCUGGCCAUGGCGGCCGAGUUUCUCUAACCCGCAGUUAUCACCAAGCUCUCGAAGCUUCCGUCUCCAGAAAUUUCCCCGACAAUGGAUGCAUUGCUUGCAUGUGUCAUAAUACCGAUGGGAUUUAUAGCGCCAAGCAGACCGCUGUUGUUAGAGCUUCCGAUGACUUCUACCCUCGGGAUCCUGCUUCGCACACCAUCCACAUUUCCUCCGUAGCUUACAACACAGUGUUCUUGGGGGAAUUUAUGCAGCCAGAUUGGGACAUGUUUCAUAGCUUGCAUCCAGCUGCAGACUAUCAUGCCGCGGCUCGUGCUGUUGGAGGCUGUGCUAUUUAUGUUAGCGACAAGCCCGGGAACCACAACUUCGAGCUUCUGAAAAAGUUGGUUCUUCCCGAUGGAUCGAUUCUCAGAGCACAAUUGCCCGGACGACCAACGCUAGACUGUCUCUUCGUCGAUCCAGCAAGAGAUGGAACAAGCUUGCUUAAAGUCUGGAAUGCAAACAAAUGUUCUGGAGUGGUGGGCGUCUUCAAUUGCCAAGGCGCCGGAUGGUGUCGGGUAACUAAAAGAACCCGCAUUCACGAUGCAUCCCCAGGGACACUCACCGGCUCAGUCCAAGCCACUGAUGUUGAUGCGCUGCCUCAAAUUGCUGGAUCGGACUGGACUGGAGACACGGUAGUAUACGCUUAUAGAACAAAGGAUGUUGUUCGGUUGCCAGAAGGAGCUUCUUUGCCCGUCACACUCAAUGUUCUUGAAUACGAGCUCUUCCAUUUUUGCCCUGUGAAGCACGUCACAGACGGCAUUUCCUUUGCGCCUAUUGGCUUGCUGGACAUGUUCAACACCACUGGCGCAGUCGACUACUAUGAAAUCAAGACAACGAAAAAAGAUUCUUCUGACAACAGCAAUGGCAUCGAGCCUGUAAAAGAAAGCAGACAGCCAGUAGCAACGAUCACGAUUAAAGUUAGGGGAUGCGGCCGGUUUGGAGCCUACUGUUCUAAAAAGCCACGGAAAUGCAGUGUGGACUGUAUCAAAACAGCAUUCGACCAUGACUCUGCAUCUGGACUUGUAACUCUCACUCUCCCGACUCCAGGAGAGGAAAUGUACAGAUGGAGCGUCGACCUCGUUGUUUAAGUAAGAUCAAGAUCAAGAAAUCCGAACCCCUCUGUAAGAGGUUUUUGUAUCAGAAUAAGUCUAUAUAUGUAGCCGUUCUAUUUGAAAGAGAAGAAGAGCACACCAAAACAUUCACCAAAUAUCUCGGCAAGAACAGGCGCCAUCGACGAACUUAUGGAAGCGAAUCCGAUCCCUAACAACGAUCUCCCUCCCGUACAACUUGCUGAUAGUUUUUGUCACUUCGUGACAGUCGAUGCAGACUCUAAGAUUCUUCACCACUCGGAUUACAACAGGCGCCUUCGUUUUCAACAAUCCAUAUGCGAUAGCUAAUCGUUCGCUGUGCUCCCAAAGUGCAUCCUGCUUUUCUGCGUCGCUCAUAUUCUGCAAGACGGAUGCAAUCCAAGGCUCGUGCCCAGCUCCUCGAACUCUCUCCGCAACCUCCCGUAAAACCUCUCUAAUGUCCGUUGCAUCAGGGUGCGACCAGUCGCCCAUGGAAAACUCGUGCACGUACCCAUCGAUUUCAAUGGAGCUACACCCGGGCACGGCUUUGACGCCCCUUUCCUUCAUCUGCAUCCUCACCCGACUCAUUUUCACCCAGUCUGACACGGAAGCGUACAUGCUCGAAAUCAGGAUAUAGUUCUCGGCAUUGAGUGGCUCUAGUUGAAGAAGAUACUCGGCGAUGAGCUUGCCUUUUUCUAACAUCUUGUUCCUUUUGCAACUAACCAGCAAGGUACGCCAUAUCGCGGGAUUCGGAGCAACCGGCAUUUGGUUAACGAACUCAUAAGCCUCCUCGACUUGGUCGGCGCGGCAUAACAAAUCCACCAUACAACCAUAAUGCUCCAUGGAUGGUUUGAUCCCGGCUUCCACCAUGCUCGACCAGUACUUCCUCCCUUCUUCGACCAAGCCGCCGUGCGCGCAUGCAGACAACACCCCGAUAAGCGUCACAUGGUCCGGCUCGACCUGAACACAUUCCAAAAACCAUGUAAGAGCAAUUAAACAAGCGCAAAUGCUUUAAAAUCGACAACUUUGUAACCUUGGCUGCUUCCAUUUUUGCAAAAGUCGUCAACGCCUCAUGUCCAAGGCCGUGAAUCGCAAAUCCGACGAUCAUGGAGCUCCAAGCCUUGACAUCUUUUUCCGGAAGGGCCUCGAAAAUGUGGCUGGCCUUUUCGAUGCAGCCGCACUUGGCGUACAUAUUAACCAGAGCUGUGCUCACCUCCAAGUCAUUCUUGAUCCCUUUCUUGUCGACGUAGGUAUGCAGCCAUUUCCCCAAAUCCAAUGCUCCGAUCACGGCGCAGGCCGAUAUCACGCUCGCCAUUGUCAUCUCAUCAGGCUCGACGCCCCUCCUCUGCAUCUCUCUAAACAUCCCCAAAGCUUCGUUCGCCAUUCCUACUCUGGCAUAUCCCCCAAUCAUGGCGCUCCAAGCCACCACAUUCCUCUCGGGCAUUUCGUCGAACACCUUCCGGCCCAUGUCAACCGCCUCGCAUUUGGCGUAGAAGUUGAGCAGCGAAGUCCCGACGAACAGAUUCCCGGCCAAUCCAGAUGCGACGGCGUGUUUAUGCACCUGCCGGCCUUCCUGAAACGCCGCCAGAUUGGAGCAGCACUUGAGCACGGAGGCGAGCGUGAAGGUGUUGGCCGGCGGGAGCUUGUUGCGCACCAAAAUUCUGAAUAAGAGGAUGGGGUGGGGCAGAGAUGGGGCUUGAGAGAGGAAGCCUCGCAUGACGGUGUUGUAGGCGAAUACAGUCGGGGAGGGGAUGUGGGAAAGGAGGGUUGCGGCGUAGCGGAUGUCGCGGUAGGCGGCGAAGCAGAGGACUUUGGAGAGGGAGAAGGAGAGAGGGAGGAGGGGUGAGCGAGUGAGAAUGUGGGCGUGGAUUUGGGUGAGGAGUCUCAUGUUGGGACAUCUUUUGAUAAGCGAAGCUAACCUUUCUUCUUCGUCUUCCCCAGCCAGCUCUAUGAUCUUCUUUCGUCUUGCUCUCUGCAACUGUUCCUUCUUCUUUAAUUAAUUGCUAAUGUAUCAUAUUAAAUCCUAUGUCAAUUUGGCUAUUGUUACAGACGGGAUCAAAGCAUCCAAAAUUUUCUA